This is a messenger RNA of Ostrea edulis (European flat oyster), 2339 nucleotides long. Its product is annotated as chitotriosidase-1-like. The coding region runs from base 11 to 2263 and encodes 750 amino acids. The record is from RefSeq and is a predicted model, not a curated record. NCBI's taxonomy places the organism in Eukaryota, Metazoa, Mollusca, Bivalvia, Ostreida, Ostreidae. Gene Ontology annotation, cellular component: extracellular region. Gene Ontology annotation, biological process: chitin catabolic process; carbohydrate metabolic process. Gene Ontology annotation, molecular function: chitinase activity; chitin binding. The transcript has 9 exons.
CGAGAAAAUAAUGAACUUGCGCACCGUGAACCCAGAUCUGAAAAUUCUGCUGGCCAUAGGUGGAUGGACUCAUGGAACCGCACCUUUCACUGCAGUGGUAGAUGAUCCUAACGACAUGGCCGCAUUUGCUGCCAACGCAUUGACUUACCUGAAAACCUACCAGUUUGACGGCUUGGAUUUAGACUGGGAAUAUCCUGGUGGCAAUGGUAGUCCCCCAGAGGACAAACAGCGUUUCACUUCCUUUGUUCAGAAACUUCGCCAAGUCUUUGACGAUGACGGAGUGGUCAACAACCGCGCUCCUCUGUUGCUGACAGCAGCUGUUGCCGCUGGCAAAAGUACCAUCGACAAUGCCUAUGAAAUUGACCUCAUAUCUCGAGAUUUGGAUUUCAUCAAUUUGAUGAGCUACGAUCUUCAUGGAAGCUGGGAAGCCACCACUGGACAUCACAGCGCACUGUUUGGUCGUGCUGGUGAAGUUGGAACGGCUGCUUAUAUGAAUGUGGAUUACGCUGUCAACUACUGGAUCAAUCUUGGUGCACCUCCAGAGAAGCUAGUAUUAGGAAUCGGCUUGUAUGGCAGAUCUUUCACACUGGCUAGUUUCAGUAAUACGGGAGUAGGAGCGUCCGCUGUCGGGGCGGGUUCGCCCGGUACUUAUACCGGAGAAGCAGGGUUGUUGGCUUACUACGAGGUGUGUUACAAUUUGAAAUACAAUGGUUGGACACGACAGUGGCACAGUGAACACAAGGCUCCCUACGCGUAUCACGGGACCCAGUGGAUUGGAUAUGAUGAUGGCGAGAGUAUCAACAUAAAGAUUGAUUAUAUAAAGACUAAAGGACUAGGAGGCGGCAUGGUCUGGUCUCUUGACCAAGACGAUUUCAGCAACAGUUGUGGCGAUGGACCGUAUCCUCUCAUGAACCUACUGCGAAGUGGAUUGGCCAGAUUGUUAGGGACAUCAACGUUGAUGACUUCGACAUUCAGUUCAUCAACAUCGCUAUUUUCCACUUUAUUUCCUAGUACGACACAAGAACAAGCGAAAUCACCCCUAGCAACGAUUGAUAACUUAAGUAGUAGUAAAUCUGUUGUUACAAGAACAACACAAAACCUGAAAGCAUCAACGAACAAUUUGAAUACACCUAGCCCAACUUCCUGUGAAGCUCCUCAGCCUUGUGUAGACGGUCAGCUUUAUGGAGACAGAUGUGACAUCCAUAAGUAUUACCAAUGUGCAUCUGGUAUUGCAUGGCAAUUUCAGUGUGCAGCAGGAACAGUCUGGGAUGAACGGAUCAAAAAUUGUAACUGGGAUUAUCUUGUUCUUACAUCAUCCGCCCCAUGUGGAUGUGGGCCUCCAGCAAGUUGUGUGAAUGGAAGGUUCUAUGAAGAUAAAUGUGAUAUGAAGCUAUAUUACCAAUGUGCGCAUGGUAUUCCUUAUCCAUUUGAAUGUCAUCCUGGAACUCUUUGGGAUGUCACAAUCACUAGCUGUAACUGGGACUACGCAGUCCCCAGCAGAUCACCCCCUUUGGGUUCAGACUGCAGCAGUUACGGCACAACUUCAACGCCGGUUCAGCAGACAACUGUAGGGUAUACAAAGACCUCCACACAUGUGCCUAAUACAACUAAUCAAGAAGGAGGACUCGCAACCACUAAGUCAAAUCACAUGGAUUCUUCGUCUGUGGAAGUGCUCACUUCGUCUACGACAGUGGCACCAUCUUCUAAUCAAACAGCAUCAAAGAUACAAUCUACCCAAACAUCAAUUGUCUCACAGUCAUACCCAACUCCAACCGAUGCGCCAACAAACUAUCGUCCUACAGAUUAUUCAACGGCAUUCACCGAUAGGGGAGCGACGUUCAGCAAUACGUAUCCUGAAGUUAAGUCUACUUCAUUCACAAUGACCACUGAAGGUGACGCAUCAUCACAGACCCUAAAACAGAUCACAACGUCAUCAACUGCCAUUACUACAAAUUACAUAUCGCCUUUAUCCCAGCAACAAACCACAGCAACGUUGCCCCAUACUGGCACUACAAUUCGUGCAGUAUCUCAAACCCAGCAACAACCGACAACUACGUUGCCCAUUGCUGUCACUACGAAUGGUGCAUUAUCUCAAGCCCAGCAACAAACAACAACAGAAACCCAGUCAACGACUGCUUGUGGCCCCCCAGACACUUGUCCAUUCCCUGCCUGGGAUUCCGGAAGCAUAAGUUUGACGUCACACAUUCUGCUAAUUCCAACAGCAGUUCUACUAGUAUUUGCUUCGUUUAAUCGCUUGUUUUGAUUCUGAAUUUAGUAUGAAUCUAAUUAACAUAAUUACAGUUGUAUAGAAGAAGAAAGUAAAUAUUGCUAUAUUUAAA